Staurois parvus is the source of this 441-nucleotide messenger RNA. Lineage: Eukaryota; Metazoa; Chordata; Amphibia; Anura; Ranidae. The record is from the annotation of a GenBank genome assembly.
AUGGAUCUCACCAAAGCUUUUGACACUGACAGUCGCGAAGGUCUGUGGCGCAUCAUGUCGAAGUUUGGAUGCCCUGACAGAUUCAUUCUAAUGGUAAGUCAGUUCCACAACAGCAUGAUGGCUUGUGUUUUGGAAGACGGAGAAGCUUCUGAGGCCUUUCCCGUUACAAAUGGCAUCAAGCAAGGUUGCGUGUUGGCACCUCCCCUGUUCAGCAUAAAGGUAAAGGAGACUGUGCUACGAGACCUCCUUUUUGCUGAUGACUGUGCCCUGAAUGCUGUAUCAGAGCAGGAAAUGCAAGCCAGUGUGGACAAAUUCGCAGCAGCAUGCGACAACUUCGGCGUCCUCAUCAACACCAAAGUGAUGCAUCAGCCAGCUCCGAAAGCCCAACACCAAGAGCCCACCAUCACAGUGAAGGGACAAAAGCUGCAAGCAGUGGACUAA